UAAAUACGAAUAUGCAAAUUUUUGUUUGUUCAAAAAUCACUGAAAUUAAUAUUCAGUAAAGUCGUGUACAAAGGUUAUUUACAUAUAUGUGGGCAGUAAAUCAAAAUUUCUAAUGUCAACAAUUCUUUUAAAAAGUAAUAUAAAACCUCGAAGUCUUCGUAGCGUUUUUCCAUGGGUGUACGAUUGUUGCUCGCUAAAAAGAAAUAAAACGAACUACAUUCCUAAUAUUUUCAAAUUGGCCUGGAUUAAAAAUUUUUCGUCUAAUGCUGAUGAUACUGUUCAAAAGAAAACAAAUAUUCAACCAAAUUAUAGCGUUUUCCACAAAUACGAAAAAAUUAUGGAUGCGCCACCGGGAACGUUUUCUGGUAGUUCGGAUCGGUUUAAUGGUAUAACGGUUGAAUCCGAGGCUGAAUACGAAGCAGACGAUACAGAUUUUGAGUGCAAGCUAAAAAAAUCUCUGAUACAUUGGAAAGAUUGUAAACGUAGGUGUAUUUGGUUUAAAGUGAAGACUGAGCACGCCGACUGGAUUCCACGCUUAGUAAAGUUCGGAUUCGAUUACCACCACGCCAAACCGGGAUAUGCUAUGCUAUGCUAUUGGUUGCCAACGGAAGAAGAACCGAAUUUACCAAAAUAUGCUCAUACAAUGCUUGGUGUUGGUGGUGUACUCAUCAACGAUAAAAAUGAAAUUUUAGUUGUAAGGGAUCGUUAUGCUCAAAUACCAAAUAGUUGGAAACUACCUGGAGGCUUUGUUGAACCAAAAGAAAAACUUGUUGAUGCUACAAUACGCGAAGUACUCGAAGAAACUGGUAUUGAUUCAACAUUCAUAACAGUUAUUAGUUUUAGACAUACACAUAUUGGUAACUUUGACUGUUCCGAUAUUUAUGCAGUACUUGCUUUAAAACCCAAAAAUAUGGAUAUCCAUCUUGAAGAAAGAGAAAUCACAAAAGCUCAAUGGAUGCCUAUCGAAGAAUACUUAAAACAUCCAAAAGUUCAUGAAACAAAUCGGAAUUUUUUGAAAAUAUAUUUAGAGUACAAAAAGCGAAACCUUACAUUCGUAUGUGAGAAUGCUGUACAUCAGAUUUUAAAUGUUGACUAUGAACUAUAUUAUAUGAAAUUCCAUGACAAAGAAAGUAAUUUAUGAGUGUAUAUCGAUAUAGGCAAAUAAAAUUGUUUCUUCCUUUAGUAAAAUAUACAAUA
This is a messenger RNA of Teleopsis dalmanni, 1197 nucleotides long. Its product is annotated as nudix hydrolase 8. The transcript has 5 exons. Gene Ontology annotation, molecular function: NAD binding; ADP-ribose diphosphatase activity; NADH pyrophosphatase activity. The record is from RefSeq and is a predicted model, not a curated record. Bases 113 to 1141 code for a protein of 342 amino acids. NCBI's taxonomy places the organism in Eukaryota, Metazoa, Arthropoda, Insecta, Diptera, Diopsidae.